UCAAAUCGGUCACGUCACGUGAGCACGGCCCACUCGGAAAACACCUUUUCCUUUCCAGCCUUACGCUAGCGCACAGGUGAAGCUGAGGUAAAGAGCAGAUAACACGCAGGCCAUGUCCUCCUCCGCCUCCUCCUGCGGCGGCGGCUGCCGCUGCUCGUCGCCGUCGUCUUCUCCAUCCAUCUCCGCCGCCCCAACACCCUUCCCGUCCACCUCCAAAUCCAAGCCCAUCCUCACCAUCAAGCCCCAUGCCACCACACCCGCAAUCCCCAGAAUGUCCCUCGACCCUCGCAACUUCCACAGUCCUGCCCCCAAACCCGAACCCGAACCCGCCUCCUCCUCCUCCUCCUCCUCCCUCCUCACCGCCCUGACCGCCCUCCUGUGGGGGCCCUCCCUCCCGCCGGGCCUCCUCGUCACCACCGUCCGCUCCGCCUGGACCGCCGCCUGGCGCGUCAUGAUGUCCCAGCUCGCCCCGUCCGACCCCUCCGGCCGCUACGCCCGCCCCGCCUCCCGCUUCCGCCUCGCCGGCCCCUCCGGCCCGAGGCCCGGCGGCCUCCACCUCUACGUGGGCCUCCCCUGCCCGUGGGCCCACCGGGCGCUCGUCGUCCGGGCCCUGAAGGGCCUCGAGGAGGCCGUGCCGGUGUCCGUGGCGUUCCCCGGCGCGGACGGCUCGUGGGAGUUCCGGGACACGCCCGGCCCGGGAGGCGGCGACCUGGCCCCGGGCCGGGACAGGGUCAAUAGGCGCAGGAACCUCAGGGAGGUGUACGGGCUGCGGAGGGGAGGGUACAGUGGGCGUUGCACCGUGCCGAUGCUGUGGGACGUGGACCGGAACGACGUGGCGUGCAACGAGAGCUACGAUAUCAUCAGGUUGUUCAAUUCGGGCCUGAACGGGCUGGCCGGAAACCCGGAGGUGGAUCUCUCGCCGCCCGAAUUGGAGGCCGAGAUCGAAGAUUGGAACCGGGUGAUCUAUCCCGGUGUGAACAACGGAGUGUACAGGUGCGGGUUCGCGCAGAGCCAAGAAGCGUAUGACGCGGCGGUGAACGAGUUGUUCCGCACCCUGGACAUCUUGGAUGAUCAUUUGAGCCGAUCCCGGUACUUGUGCGGCGACAGACUGACCCUUGCGGAUGUGUGCCUGUUCACGACCUUGGUUCGGUUCGAUCUCGUGUACACUGUGCUCUUCAAGUGCACGAAGAAGAAACUGGUGGAGUACCCCAACCUUCAUGGGUACAUGCGGGACAUUUAUCAGGUGCCAAAAGUGGCGGCGACAUGUGACUUCGACGCAAUCAUCGAUGGUUACUACAGAUUUCUUUUUCCUCUAAACCCGGGCAACAUCAAGCCAGCCAUGCCUUCAGCUUUCACGUGUGAUGCUUUGUUCGAGCCCCACGGCAGGGAAAGAUUGUCAUCACAAAGUAGAGGGACUUUGGUUAACUCGUAAUCCGACACGCCUCCCCAGUUAAACUGCAGAUAGAUAUGGCUUGUACACAUUCUGUAUUAGAAGCAAUGCUCGAGUAGAGUAUGUUUCACACC
This is a messenger RNA of Syzygium oleosum, 1524 nucleotides long. RefSeq lists its product as uncharacterized. The record is from RefSeq and is a predicted model, not a curated record. The coding region runs from base 113 to 1432 and encodes 439 amino acids. Gene Ontology annotation, cellular component: cytoplasm. The transcript is spliced from 3 exons. NCBI's taxonomy places the organism in Eukaryota, Viridiplantae, Streptophyta, Magnoliopsida, Myrtales, Myrtaceae. Gene Ontology annotation, molecular function: glutathione transferase activity.